AUGUCAAACGAAUUAAAUGAAUUUUGGAGUGAAAAAAUGAAACGUCUUUUUUAUCUCUAUGAUAUUGAUAAAGAUGGUCAAAUAACUCCAGCUGAUUUCGAAAUUCUUGCUGAUAAACUUUCAACACUUGUUGGUCAAGGUGAUGAUAAACGUCGUGAAGAAUAUGCAACUGCUCGAAAAGCUCUUUGUCAAGAAAUCAUGCGAGCUGAUGCCAAUCAAGAUGGAAAAGUAACAUUAGAAGAGUGGCUUGAUUUUCAUCGACAACUAGCAAUUGAAUUACGUAAACCAGGUGCUAAUCCUGAAUUAUUACCACAAUUGACACAAAGAAUCAACACAACAUUUAAUAUGUUAGAUCUUAAUCAUGAUGGUCAUAUAGCACGAGAUGAAUGGGUAAAAACAUGUCAAUUUUUUGGUGUUGACAAAGACCUAGCCGAUAACUCAUUUACACAAAUUGCAAAAGGUGACCAUCUUGAAGAAGCUACAGCUAAAAAAAUGUUUUUUGAUUAUAUCAAAACGGAUGAUCCAAACCAUAUAUCAAAUUGUUGUCUAUGUUUUCUUUAA
Adineta steineri is the source of this 561-nucleotide messenger RNA. Lineage: Eukaryota; Metazoa; Rotifera; Eurotatoria; Adinetida; Adinetidae. The record is from the annotation of a GenBank genome assembly.